This is a messenger RNA of Wasmannia auropunctata (little fire ant), 5446 nucleotides long. Its product is annotated as epidermal growth factor receptor kinase substrate 8-like. Gene Ontology annotation, cellular component: plasma membrane. The transcript is spliced from 10 exons. Gene Ontology annotation, biological process: regulation of Rho protein signal transduction; Rho protein signal transduction. NCBI's taxonomy places the organism in Eukaryota, Metazoa, Arthropoda, Insecta, Hymenoptera, Formicidae. Bases 1249 to 4116 code for a protein of 955 amino acids. The record is from RefSeq and is a predicted model, not a curated record. Gene Ontology annotation, molecular function: actin binding.
CUAAUUAAACAAAAUAUUUUUAAGCCUUAUACAUAUAAACAAUACAUAUUAUAUAAGAAUGUAAAAGUACAUUCUAUAUACAGUGAAUUUAAUUGUUUACAAGGCUUAUAAAUAUUCUUUUUUCAAUUAAAAUUCAUAUAAAAAUAUUUAUAUGAAGUCUAUAACAUAACCAACUAGACAAAUAGUCAAAUGUGAACAGUUAUACAAGAUUAACAAAAUCUGUUACAAUUUAUUUAGAUUCAAAUUCGUUGAAUUAGUUUUUCAUAUUUACUUAAUUUUUGAAUCUAUAAAUUUUAAAUUGAAACAAUUUCCCUUUUUACAUUGAUGCUUAACUAAGCAUCUAUAAACUCUCUUUUGUACUAAAUUUAUAAAUGCCAUUUCUCUCCAAAGUAAUGAUAACCUGUUCUCCCAUUGUGUGCCAUUUCAGAAUUUUUGUUAUUGAUUAAAACAAUUGGAAGAUUUGUCGUUACGAUAUUAUAUAUGCGCAUUGUUAAAUUGACCAUCACUUGGUCAAUUAAACUGCAGUAUUCUCAACAGGUAUUUUUUCCAUCUUCUCUCUCAAUAAGUUACAUUCUUUAUAGUUUCCCUUUGCAACAGUCGGUUCUAUUGGUCUUCGAAUUUCUUCGUCUCUCUCAUGGUGCAUAUACGGUGCAACUUCAUUCACUCUACCUACAUAAUGAUUAACGUAAAUAUCGAUAUAUCUGUUAUUCCGACUAAAUUCACAGUUUUAAUUAUUCGUGUUAUUUCAUUUUCGUUAAAAAUAAAAGUUGAAAAGAUAAAAACAUGUUUGCAAAAAUUAUGGAAAAGUACGAAUUGGCCGCGAUGAAAUUCGACGUCGUGGUAUUUGACGUACGAUCCUGAAGCAUCGUGGCGAAGAUUGCCGAUUCGAACGGGCCCGAUCGCCAUUUCGGUCUCAUGGCGUUCGACCAAUGGCACGUCGCGUUACCCUGCGGCGAAGUGUGGCGCACCUGAGACAGGUAACGACGGUGUGAGCCGCGAGGUGCGACGACGGUAGUCGGUACGUCGAAUGUGGAUUACGAUAGAAUUAGUCGCCGGAGUAUUCGCGGUCGAGCAUGUUCGGGACGUAGCUCCGCUGCUCGUUUCUCUGUCGCCUCGGGAUCGAGCUUCCCUCUCCCCCCGGCUCUCAGCCUGUUCCGUCACCGUCUCUUGGUGUGCGUGCGCGUGCAGUGCAUUGUGAAAAAUUUGUAAAUAAGUUAUAAUCAUCGCGCGCGGCACAUCCUGGUUACCAUGCCGUACUACAACAGUGGUCAUAGUCCCGCUUACAACAAAGAUGGCGGCUCGAGUGGCCCGUCGAGCACUUCUGGCGGUCGCGCCAGCUCAGAGCCGACAUAUAUGAUGGAGCACUUGGCCACGUUCACCGUCACGAAGGAAACCGGUAUUGUUUAUCCGGCGGAUGGUAUGCGCCGCCUUCUACAGCUGGAGAAAAGCAAUGGCAUCUGGAGUCAAAAAAUGCAGCUCCGUCUCGAACGAAACUGGGUCCUUAUCAUGGAUAACGAAACAGGGGCCAUCAUGGAGCGGUUCCCGGCUUCCUUGAUACAGGAACCAACGGCAUUUACGUCGAGAGAUCCCAUGGAGAUGUACAACAACAUUUUGGUGUUCACGGUGGCCGACGAUAGUGGUUCCGGCCAGCGAGCAGAGAUGCACAUAUUCCAAUGUCAAAGUGUAUCGGCGCAGGACCUCGUCGAGGACCUGAAGAUGCUGCAGAUGGGAAAACUGGUCACGGGUAGCUCACCCCGCGGUCCUAGAGGGCACAUUCCACCACCACCUGCUUUACCACCCCCGGAACCACCCUUAAACGGCGUUAACGUCAGGGAACAGGUGUCUGCUUUUAAUGCGGCAAAUGCAGAUGGGCAAAACGAUAUGUCUCGAGAGGAGAACAACGACGAAGUAUCGUCAACGUCGUCGGAGAAGUACGAGCGCGACGUGACGAUCUUGAAUCACUGUUUUGACGACAUCGAAAAAUUUAUCGCGCGUCUGCAGCACGCAGCUGCCGCAUCUCGGGAGCUAGAACGCCGACGACGUAACCGGAAGUCAAAGAAGAGAAACCUCGGUGACGGUAUGCUCACGAUGAGAGCAAAACCGCCGCCCGAGAUGGAAUUCAUUGAUAUAUUCCAAAAGUUCAAGCUUUCGUUCAACCUGCUAGCCAAGCUCAAAGCACAUAUCCACGAUCCGAACGCGCCAGAACUCGUACACUUUCUCUUCACACCGCUCGCGCUCAUCGUGGACGCCUCUCACGAUACUAAUUACGAUCCGAAUUUACCCAGUAAAGUGGUGUCACCGCUCCUUACGCGAGAAGCGGUCAAUCUGCUGAUAAAUUGCGUCACCAGCAAGGAGACCGAGCUCUGGCAUUCGUUGGGCGACACGUGGUUGAUUCCACGCGAUCAAUGGAAAGGACACGUGCCGCCAUACCAUCCGAUCUUUAUGGACGGCUGGUCACCGGAGUAUCCUAUUCCCGAAGACAGGGAUCACGAUCAUUUGGCGUCCUUAUUAAACGCGGACAAACAAAAGAGGGAUGAGUUACCAGAACAGCAGAACGAUCCUUAUUACAAUCACCGCGACGUGGAUGAAUCGCAUUACAGUAGCGAUUAUCUGGAGUAUGAGAGCCGAGAGGAGCGUGGUGGUAACGAAUACUUUGACAGGAAUUAUGCUCCGAGCUCAGAAUUGUAUGGCCGCGAGGAGAGAGUGGAUCAGACCAGGGCGCAUAGUGACAUUUCCGUCGACUCGAUUGAGAGAGCUCCCAGAGCAGCGGCAGGUAUAGAGAGAGCGCAGGAGGCUUGGCUGGAUGAAUUGGUAGCACGCCACGCCAAAAUCGUGCAAGUCACUUAUCCACGGACGGCGAACAACGAUAAAGAGCUCACGGUAGUCAGAGGCGAAUAUCUGGAGGUUCUUGACGAUAGUAGGAAAUGGUGGAAAGCGAGGAACUCUCGAGGGCAGGUCGCUCACGUGCCACAUACCAUCGUUACGCCCCACAAUCCCGCUACUCAUUCUGCUGACAAUGACGUCUUUAACAAUCCUCUAUACACCAGUAGAUAUCCAAGGCAGGGGCACGGCUAUAAUUAUGAGGAUUCGGAGAUUGAAAGAACUAGCACUAGUCCAGGUCCGGAAGCCACUCAUCGAACACACGCGAUUCCGCCGCCAGCUCCUGCUGAUUGGGUGAGAAAGGAAAGACUUGGGAAAAAAGACGACGUUAGUGCGUACAACGGAGCCAUCAGUAAUAGCAGUAGAUCUAGUACUUCUUCCAUCGAGAGCGUCUCUCAGUCGAACGGAAAGUUUAAUACGCAACAAAGCAUCGUAGAAGUGCACUCGCCACCUCGCGAUAUAAUAUUAGACGUAACACCCGACAAGCUAGCGUUACCGCCUGCGCCGACAUCACAACUAGAGCUACCCGCAUCGAAAUCGACGCCAGCCCUAUUCGCAUCGAAAUCAGCACCAACGUUAUCCACAUCGAAAUCAGCGCCAACACUAUCUGUAUUGAAAUCAGCAUCAAUACUACUUCCAUUAAAAUCAGCACCAGCAUCACCUACGCCGUCAUUAGAUUUAUCGAUGACACCUCCAACGCCUCCACCACUUCCACCACCGCCACCGCCGACACCAAUAGGAUCUACCUCACUGCUUCAAACCGAAAAAUCUUUGCUGUCAACUUUUAUGCUUCAUAAAGCGGAAACUCCCAAAAAUAAUAAAUUCUCCAAUGGCAUCUUCAGUCAAGAAGAAGUUCAAAAGGAGCUUAAGUUUGUCCUGAGGAUAUUUCGAGAGAAGAAAGCGAAUCACUUUAGUAAUAACAACUCGCAGGAAAUUUGGUUGAACCAACAUUCGACUCCUCGAGAAGUUCAAACUUGGUUAGCAACCAAAGGAUUCUCGCAAAAAAUUUGCAAACAAUUGGAGGAUAUGAAUGGUACGGAAUUGUUCAAUUUAUCACGACGGCGACUGGAACAAUUGUGCGGAUUGUCUGAGGGAAGCAGGCUCAACGGGCAAUUAACUUUAGCGAAAAAUGAAUGUGAGUACAAAACUGCCCGAUCGUCAGAGCUCAAGCAAAUUUUAGAUAAAGCGCGACGAAGAGCAGAAAAGUUAAAUGAUAAGGAUGAAGUUCAAGAAUGAAUCAUAAUGUUCUAUAUUCUGUAUGUGAAUUGGAAGGCUGCAAGAAUGAUGCAAAUAUUGAAACAAAACAUGCAGGUGCUUCGUUGUUACUGCGAAUUUAGAAAAAUGGAAGAUAAAAUACAAAAAUAUAUAUUUUUUCAUAAUUUUCCAUAGGAAGGUACCGUGCCAUCGAAAAAAUUUAUUGUGAAAUUAUUUUAUUUUAUCUUAUAUGUUGUGAUAAUUAUUUAUUACGAUCAGUUAAAGCGCAUCGGUAAAGCGUGAGGUUUUUAGUAAACUAGCAAACAUGCAUUAUAUAUAAUACAUUAACUAUGAUGUUCUUUUUUGCGAGCAAUAUUAUUAAUUUAUCUAUUUUAACGAACUUACUCAUAGAAACAAACAGAGAAAUGUAUAAUAUACACACACGCACAGGCGUACACGCAAGUUGUUUCCCAGUGUGUUGUUUGAGUCCAGGACUCAAUUGAAGCAUUUAAUUUGAAACAGAUUUAUUAUAUGUGUAUGUGUGUGUAUGUAUACACAUAUAAAAUAAAUAAAAUCGCUAGACUCAACAGCAACAUAUUAAGUUGAUGCACUUUAAGUUAAAUUUAAAUGUUUAAUUGUAAUGUAGUGUAAUUAAGUUUAAUAUUGCAAAAAGAAUAUAAUAUCGAAUGCAGUGAUAUUAGAAAAUAGCAAUUAAAUUAAUAUACAUCAUAGUAUGUAUGACAUAAAUACAAUAUAUAAUAUGGUAUAAGUAUUAUCAAUUUAUCCUCCAAAUAAUUAAAUCAUUAAUUAAUUAUAAAAAGGGUAAUAACAAUCAGUGAAAUAUAUCUUUCCUACAUACCUUCAUUCUAUCUUUUUUACGUUACGAUAAAUAUAUUAGAUCUACGAUAAUCUGUUUAAAGUUAAUAUUAAGGAAAAUCAUGAAUUACGUGACUUAUAUUAUUAUUAUAUUAUACUAUAUUUAUUAAAAGCACAUACAUUAUAACAGACAUAAAUAGGACACUCUAGAUGUGUCAUGUCGAUAAACUAUACAUUCUUUCCGAAUACUCGACACGAAGUCACAUAACGUGAACACAUUGAUAAUUAUAAUAUGCUAUUUGUUCUUAAAAGCACUCUUCUAUAUGCCAUUUAAAUAAAUUAUGAUCACCGUAGUUAUCCAACAGUGAUAACAUAAAAAUCUUUGACACUGGCAUAAAAUAUCAACAGCAUUACACGCAAAGUAUAACUCUUCUGUGAAGUUAAUUGAUAACAACACGUUAAAAUAUUUAUGUGCUAUAUAAGAUACUUUAUGAAUCAAUAAUUGUCUUAUAUUUUGCUUCAUUGUACUUAUAAUGCUCGAAAUGAAAUAUUUAUU